AUGGUCGAGGAACCGGAGCAGCCGUUUCCGCCGCCUCCUCCGCCACCCCCGCCGCCCCCCGAGGAGGGCGACGGCCCGGAGGAACCCUCGGAGGAGCCGCCGCCCUACGAGGAAACGGCCACGGAAACGACGUCGGCGGCAGACGACCUCCCGGCGACGGAGGAGCUGGACGACCCUGCGGACGACCUGCCCACGGACUCUGCCCCUUUCCCGACCAGCAGCAGCACGGGCAGCGAGGACGACACGUACACGGGGCCCAGCACGGCCGAGAACUCGCAGAGUCACCCGGCGCCCCAGGUAGAGGAGCCUUGCGAGGGGAGCAAGAGCACGCUGCCCCCACAGAGAGAGGAGCCUCCCCCCGCGCCUGCCCCUGCUCCUGACAACAUCCCCGAUGAGCUGGAUCCACAACAGCUGGCACAGCUGCAUGGCCUCAAAGAGUCGAACGCUUGA
This is a messenger RNA of Bacillus rossius redtenbacheri, 450 nucleotides long. Its product is annotated as diacylglycerol kinase kappa-like. Lineage: Eukaryota; Metazoa; Arthropoda; Insecta; Phasmatodea; Bacillidae. The transcript has a single exon. Bases 1 to 450 code for a protein of 149 amino acids. The record is from RefSeq and is a predicted model, not a curated record.